AUGCGGCCUCUUACGUACGAGGAAGUCCGGCUGGGCACCCAGUCCCAGUUGGGCUGUGGUGCCAGCCUUGUUGGCAAGAAUUCGCUUUCCGCGGCUUUGCGGAUCCCCCGUCUGCUCCUGACUCCGAGCCAGUCUCCUCUGCCUUGCCCUGCGACUGGACUUGGUCUAAGUCGUGUGGAUUUUGCUCCCGUUCCCGGCCUGGCGCUGGCUGCGUUGCCGGAAUGGCUUAAGUCCCAAGCACAGGGGCUUGAGCCUAUGUUUCGAAAGGCCAACCGUGCUUGUAAGGUUGGCGGCGAUGCCAGCCUCUCCGAUCUUGGGGAGUGGCUCCCUCUCUCCCGGCCCCUUCUACCUCCGUCAACGACGACGAAGAGGAUUUCAGCUCGGGUUUCGACCGACGCACAAUCACCCCCCGUGAUUGUGGUCAGUCCGAUGGUGGACGGGCGACCUCCGGCGGUCGUAUCGUAUACUCUGAAAACUUUGUCACAGAAAAUACAACUUCCAGAAGUAGUGAUGUUGGCGGACGCCAAGGUUGGUAAAGUUAUUGGGAGCUUCGAGAGCGAGCCCACACCCAAGCCCGUAGGAAAUGCGUCUCUCAAGGAUGAUAUACACGCUCGUCGAAUCAAGGAAGGCGCACCACGAGCCGGUUGUUUACAAGUCUUGAAUCAGCCAGAUUUCACUCUACGACAGCUUGUCGAGAUCCCCACAGAAGCAAUCAAUCAAGACGCCGCUUUACCCGGAAUCGGCAAACAAGUGCCUCCCCAUUUCAAAACGUCAGCAAAGCCGCCUACCUAUGGGAUCGGAAGCCUCCAUUACGCUACGGGUCGCCAGAUUGUGUCUGAGCCAAUCACUCCUGCGAAGGAAACUUCUACACUCAAGGACUACAGCUUCCGAUCGCUAUCUCUCGCCCCUCGCGUCCGGAAGAGACAAACAGAGUAG
This is a messenger RNA of Cladophialophora bantiana CBS 173.52, 936 nucleotides long. RefSeq lists its product as uncharacterized. The coding region runs from base 1 to 936 and encodes 311 amino acids. Lineage: Eukaryota; Fungi; Ascomycota; Eurotiomycetes; Chaetothyriales; Herpotrichiellaceae. The record is from RefSeq and is a predicted model, not a curated record. The transcript has 6 exons.